GAGAGAGAGAGAAAGAGGCGGAGCACAGGCUGCAGAGACAGCCUCCUCCUCCUCCUCUCUUCCCUUCCUUCCUUCUUCCUUCUUCUCCUCUUCCCUCCCUCCCUUACUUUCCCUCCAUCAGCCCAGAAGGAAGAGCCCAGGUCCUUUUCCAGGAAAUAACAAUAACAAUAAUGAUGAGCGUCUCACGGCGGACGAAAUGGAUGAGAAGCGGAGGCAGAAUGUCGCCUACCAAUACCUCUGUCAUCUUGAGGAAGCCAAACGCUGGAUGGAGACCUGCCUGAAGGAGAGCCUGGCGCCGCCAACAGAGCUGGAGGAGAGCCUGCGCAAUGGUGUCGUCCUGGCCAAGCUGGGGCACUUCUUUGCGCCGGAUGUGUGUCCGCUGGGGAAGAUCUACGACCGCGAUGAGUCCCGUUUCAAGGCCUGUGGGCUCCACUUCCGACACACGGACAACAUCAACCACUGGAGGGAUGCCAUGAGCCGCGUUGGAUUGCCGACGAUCUUUCAUCCCGAGACAACAGACAUCUAUGACAAGAAGAACAUGCCCCGUGUUGUGUAUUGCAUCCAUGCGCUCAGCUUAUACCUGUUCAGACUUGGGCUGGCCCCUCCGAUCCAAGAUUUGUAUGGGAAAGUCAACUUCACAGAUGAGGAAAUAAACCACAUGAGAUGCGAGCUGGAGAAAUAUGGACUGCAGCUCCCAUCGUUCAGCAAGAUUGGGGGGAUCCUGGCGAACGAACUCUCAGUCGACGAAGCGGCAGUCCAUGCGGCCGUCCUUGCCAUCAACAAAGCAGUGGAGGCCAGGGUCGUGGCCCAAACCAUGGCCGCCCUGCGCAACCCCAACGCCAUGCUGGGCAACCUGCGGGAGAACCUGCCUGCCGUCUACCAGGAGGUCCUCUUCCGGGCCAAGGAGCAGAAAGCCCAGAACGCCAAGAACCGGUGUCUGCAAGAAGCGGCUGACGGAGGAGAAGAUAUUUACGACCGAUGCCUGACCCAGGCUGAGAUCCAAGCCAGCAUCAACCAUGUGAACGCGAAAAGUGCUCUGGAAAUGGUGGACGAUGCCCUCGAAGAGCAGGAUCCGCAGGGCUUGUAUGGCGCUUUGCAGGAUCCAGCCCUGGCCUUGAGGAACCUGCGCAGAGAGAAUGCGGAUUGGUAUUUGGAUCAACUGAGCUCAGACCGGGAGCAGAAAGCACUGGAGCUGGGCUACGUUGAUUUGCUUGAGCAAGAGGAGAUCCAAGCUGGUCUCUAUGCGGCCAAUGAAAGGGGCGAUUGGGAACGGGACGCGGCGGAGGCCGUGAGGCGCAUCAAUGCUGCCCUGCGGAGAGGUUUGGCAGAAGAGACGUUGCAGACCCUGGCCGCCCCCGAGGCGCAGCUGCCGGACGUCUUCCCUUUUGCCGCUGGACUCUACCAACAGGAGCUGUCCUCCCUCCAGAGGCAGCAGCCGCAGGGAGAGCUCACCCAAGAGGACCUCUUUGUGGCCGUGGAGAUGUUGUCCGCAGUGGCCCUGGUCAACCAAGCCCUGGAGGACGGAGACGCCUGCAGCUUCUGGAGGAGCCUGACCAGCCCUGCUUUGGGCCUCUCUGGCCUGGAGGAGAGCAAUGCCCAGUGUUACUUUGAUGAAUUGUCGAAAGAGAAGCUACAGACUGAAGGUGGGAAGAGAGGCUUCCUGAGCUGGAACGAGAUCCAGGCCUCCGUCAGCAGCACCAACCUCUUGGUCCAAGAAGAAAAUGAGAAAGUGGUUGCUGUCCGACUGAUCAACGAGGCGCUGGGGCAAAGCAAUCCGGAGAAAACCCUCACGGCGCUCUUGCUGCCUUCUGCCGGCCUCCGCGACGUGACCCUCUCCGUGGCCAAGCGCUACCACGAAGUCUUGACCCGGAUGUUGAGGCAAAAAGCCCAGGCGACCAAGGACCCCGGAGCCAUGCUGUGGUGGGAGGAGAUCUUGGAAGGGGUCUCCACGGCCAACCAGGACACCAAAGCUGCAAGGAAAAUGGCGCUGGGCAUGGCUGCCAUCAACCAAGCCAUCAAGGAAGGGAACGCGGCGCAAACAGUCAGGGUCCUGUGCAACCCAGAUGUGCAUCUCUGUGGCAUCCUGGCGGAGUGCGCAGGGGCUUACCAGGCCCAGCUGGGAACCCUCAUGGCUGCUAUGAAAAACCCAGGGAACCCAAAAGCAUCCUGGGUGCAGCACAAGCUGAAGGAUGGAACGGUGUAUUAUUUCAGCCUGCAGACCUUUGAAGGGUCCUGGGAGCAGCCACAGCCAUGCGCCUUCAAUGCGGCCCACCUCAGCCGGGAGGAGAUCCAGGCCACCAUUUCCAAAGUAACUGCUGCCCACGAUCGAAGGCGCCUCUGGGCAUCGAAUGCCCAUUUGGUCACCCAGCUCCAAGCCCGGAUGAGGGGCUUCCUUGUCCGGCAGGCCUUUGCCGCACGGAGACAUGUGUGGUCAACACAGGUUCCGGCUGCCAUUAAAAUCCAGGCCUGUUGGCGUGGACACCGGCAACGGAGACGUUACCUGCGAAGGCUGAGGUAUUUGAAGAGGAACACGGAUGCCGUGAUCAAGAUCCAAGCCUGGGUGCGGAUGUGUCUCGCUCGCAAGCGCUACCUCCAGCGACUGCGUUACUUCCGGAGAAACGUUUGGGCCAUAAUAAAAAUCCAGGCCUUUGUGAGAGCUAACAAGGCGCGGGGCGACUACCGGACGCUGGUGCAUAGCAGGAACCCUCCUUUGACCGUCGUCCGGCGUUUUGCCCACCUGCUGGAACGGAGCCAGCGCGACUACUGGGAGGAACGGGAGCUACUGGAUCUCCAGGAGAGCAUGGUGAGAGGGAUCCGCUCCAACCGGCAGCUGGAGAGCGACCUCGACCUCAUGGACAUCAAAAUCGGACUGCUGGUCAAGAACCGGAUCACGCUCCAGGAGGUGGUCUCUCACUGCAAGAAGCUGACCAAGAAGAACAAGGAGCAUCUCUCGGAGCUGAUGGGUCAGAGCAAGGAGAAGGGGCUCAAGGCCCUCAGCAAGGAGAAGCGGCAGGCACUGGAGUCCUACCAGCAUCUCUUCUACCAGCUCCAGACCCACCCCAUCUACUUGGCCCGGCUGAUCCUACAGAUGCCCCAAAACAAAUCCACCCGGUUCAUGGAGUCGGUGGUCUUUGCCCUCUACAAUUAUGCCUCCAACUCCCGGGAGGCCUACCUCCUCCUCCAGCUCUUCCGGAAGGCCCUCCAAGAGGAGAUCCAGUCCAGAGUGUCUCAGCCGCGUGACGUCCUGACGGGGAACCCCACGGUCAUCCGGCUGGUGGUCAGCUUCUACCGCAACGGCCGUGGACAGAACGCCUUGCGCCAGAUCCUGGGGGGUCCCGUCCGGGAGGUGCUCCAGAACAAGACGCUGAGCAUCCGCACCGACCCUGCGGAGAUCUACCGGGGAUGGAUCAACCAAAAGGAGUCACAGAGUGGGCAGAAGAGCCAUCUUCCAUACGAAGUGACCCCCGAACAAGCCCUCGGCCACCCUGAGGUCCAGCGAAGACUGGACAUCUCCAUCCGCAAUCUCCUCUCAGUGACGGACAAGUUCGUCUUGGCCAUUACGUCCUCCAUGGACCAAAUCCCUUAUGGGAUGCGAUACAUCGCCAAAGUCUUGAAGACAUCUUUAACUGAGAGAUUUCCGCAGGCGGCUGAGGAUGACAUCUACAAGAUUGUGGGCAACCUCCUCUACUACCGUUUCAUGAACCCGGCAGUGGUGGCCCCUGACGGCUUCGACAUCGUCGACCUCUCGGCCGGAGUCGCCUUGCACCCGGACCACCGGCGCAACCUGGGCUCCGUGGCCAAGAUCCUGCAGCAUGCGGCUGCCAACCAGCUCUUCGACGGGGAGAAUGGUCACUUGCGGGUGGUCAACCGGUACCUGGAGGAAACCCACUGGAGGUUCAAACGGUUCCUCAGCGAAGCCUGUUCCGUUCCUGAACCGGAGGAGAGAUUCCACGUGGACCAAUACUCCGAGAUGGUGGCCAUCGCCAAACCGGUGAUCUACAUCACGGUGGAAGAGCUGGUGAACACGCACAAGCUGCUCCUGGAGCACCGGCGCAUUGUGGCUCCUGAUGCGCAAGACCCUCUGCAUGAACUUCUGGAGGACCUUGGGGAGCUGCCCACCAUCCACUCCUUAAUCGGCGAAACUGGGAGCCACGGAUCUGGUGGGAGUUCGGAGCAAAGCCCGGCUCAGCUUGCCAAAAUGGAAAUCUCUCUCACGCUGGGCAGCAAAUUUGACGUAGCGGAAGCAGGCACCGAGGGUGGGAAUGACGCCAAAAGCCUGUUGCUGAGUACAAAGCAGUUGCUGGUGGAUGUGAUCCAGUCCCAGCCAGGAGAUUCCCUUGUGGAAAUCCUCCAGAGGAAAGCAACAGCAGAUCAGGAGGCUUUCCACCAGCAACUCAUGAGGAGAAGGGCCCUUUUCAGCGCCCAAGAGCCAGAGAAGCUGAGGCGUCCCCAGGGUCCCGCUGGGAAUGUCCACCUUUCCCUCGAGGAGAAGAAGAGGAUCGUCCUCAAGGACCUUCGGCGUCUGGAGGGUCUGGGGCUGGUAGACUCUGCCAACUGCUACCAGGGCAUCGUCAACGAAAUGGCCAAGGACAUCUGCAACCAGAGGCAACACCGUCAGCGUCGGAAGACGGAGCUGGUGAAACUGCAGCAGACUUUGCACGGCCUGAACGCCAAGAGGAUGUUCCAUGAGGAGCAGGUGGACUACUACCACCAGUACAUCCGGACCUGUCUGGGCAACCUGGCCGCCAAGAACAGGUCCAGCAAGAAACAGGCAUCGCUGCACUACACAGGGACUCGGCUCCUUGAGAAGGGGGUUUUGCUGGAGAUCGAGGGCCUCCCAAACAGCCAACUCAGAAACGUCAUUUUUGAGAUCGUUCCUUCUGGCGAAGUCGGCAAAUUCCAGGUGAAAGCGAAGUUUAUGGGAGUCGAUAUGGAGAAGUUUGAGCUCCAUUACCAGGACCUGCUCCAGACUCAGUACGAAGGCGUUGCCGUCAUGAAGAUGUUCGACAGGGCCAAGAUCAACGUCAACCUCCUCAUCUUCCUCCUCAAUAAGAAGUUUUUCAAGAAGUAGAGGGACUGGCAUGUGUUUGAGAGAGACUGAAGGGAAGGGCUUUGCCAGUCAAUGGACACAGAGCGUUGAGGCCAAAGAGGGAGCAGCCGCACUUGACACUCCAGAGAAACCCACAACAUGGCUCUGGUUUAUGCCUCAGGUACCAUAUUGAAUGAUGACAGAGCAGGAUGCGCUCGCGCGCGUGUGUGUGUGUGUUAAAAUUGUUUUGUCCUUGCAUGCAAAACACUACCCUGUCAGAGGCUGAGCUGCAUAGACUAGAUUUCUGUACAGAGAAGCAGUUCUCCAUCUGCAGCCAUCUUGGGGGGCAAGAGGGCCUGGUUUCCCCCUUACGCUCCGGUUCCAACAGCCCCCAGACCAGCUGCUGGAGGAAAAAUAACUUUUAAGGUAUACAACAGUUUGCAUCCUUUGCCAGAUUGCAGCAUUAUGUUCACCCCAGUCCUAGCCGCCAGUUUCUGAGAAGCCCAGCCAUGCAGGCCUUUCCCAGGAAACCUUGCUACACAAAGUGGGGCAUGGAGAGUUACGCAAAGGGUCCAAUGUCAGGAUUUGGGUUCCCCUGAUCUCCCAGAUUUCUCUUAGUAUACUCUGGAGCCUUUUCCAAGUGCUUUGGACCUUCAGGGAAUGGAGGAGAUUGCAAAGCUCCCCAAUAAUGCUGGAUUUCCCUUUUGCAGAGCUUGCUAAAAGGUUUUUAAUGCAUGGAGAAUAUUCCUUUCCCCUUUCGUUUGGUUUUCAUUUGGUAUUCAUCACUCUCUGUGUGUGUUGCUUUUAAAAAUAGAAGCCGUUCAUUUUAAGGAGAGCUGAAUAUAUUCCUAUCACCUUCCCCCGUUUCCCAAAUUCUAGCUGGACCCCGUUUCCUAAAUGUCGGCAAUAAGAGGCAGAGACCCCAAUAAGCAACCCUCUCUUGUUCUUUCGCUGGUGAAAUGCGUUCGUUUGGGUGAGGAGAGAGGGCUGUAAAAUGCUGAAAAUUCAGGAUGCUUUCUUGGUCUCUGGGGAUAUUUGGGGAGAUAUUUGGGGCUGGUGAUGCUCCGGUGGGAGAUGCCACAAAGGAUGCUUGGCUCUUAUUAUUAUUACUGCUCUCUUAAAACCUCGCUUCCAUAACUAGAAUCGCUUGGCUAGCAAAAGUCUUGCUUUGCCUGGUGAGAGAAGGGCUUCCAGGUUUUCUUUUUCAUUGUAUUCAAGGUAUUUAAGAAAUAAAAGUGUCAUUUUAUUCA
This is a messenger RNA of Sceloporus undulatus (fence lizard), 6279 nucleotides long. It is a transcript of the gene IQGAP3, whose product is annotated as IQ motif containing GTPase activating protein 3. Gene Ontology annotation, cellular component: cytoplasm. The coding region runs from base 197 to 5071 and encodes 1624 amino acids. NCBI's taxonomy places the organism in Eukaryota, Metazoa, Chordata, Lepidosauria, Squamata, Phrynosomatidae. The record is from RefSeq and is a predicted model, not a curated record. The transcript is spliced from 38 exons. Gene Ontology annotation, biological process: regulation of actin cytoskeleton organization; regulation of GTPase activity. Gene Ontology annotation, molecular function: actin filament binding; calmodulin binding; GTPase activator activity.